This is a messenger RNA of Eriocheir sinensis (Chinese mitten crab), 4315 nucleotides long. RefSeq names its product general transcription factor IIH subunit 2-like (gene Ssl1). The transcript is spliced from 8 exons. Bases 345 to 1529 code for a protein of 394 amino acids. Gene Ontology annotation, molecular function: zinc ion binding. Gene Ontology annotation, cellular component: transcription factor TFIIH core complex; transcription factor TFIIH holo complex. The record is from RefSeq and is a predicted model, not a curated record. Lineage: Eukaryota; Metazoa; Arthropoda; Malacostraca; Decapoda; Varunidae. Gene Ontology annotation, biological process: regulation of transcription by RNA polymerase II; DNA-templated transcription; nucleotide-excision repair.
UUGGUGCCGAAAAAUAGACGUAAACAAAAUGUCCCCUUAACCUCAAGUCCAAGUUCAAGCUCUCCUUUCACCCAAACUACCGGCAUGGUUUAAGUUUUUUGUCUCUUACAGCCAAAAAGAAAAAGGAAGAGAUACACAGUUUACACAGCCUCCAUCCUGCCAAGUCUCUUCUCUUAACAAGGGACAAGACGGAGAUAACACAAGACGAAGAAGGAGGAGCAAACUUGUGAAGGAGAGCAGGAGGAGCAGCGUGAAGGGAGGAAGGAGGAGGAAGGCCAAAGAAGAGAAUAAACACUAAAGAAGAUAAUAAAUAGGAAGAACGUUGCGAGGAAAAGGAAGGAAGGAUGAACGAGGAGGAAGACCCUAAGGAAUACCGCUGGGAGAGUGGCUACGAGAAGACAUGGGAGACCAUACAGGAAGACGAGUCCGGGCGCUUGGAGCCUUCGGUGACGGAGAUCAUACAGCGGACGAAGAGAAGGAAGCUGCUGGACCGGGAGGCAAGCGUGCGUCUUGGUAUCAUGAGACAUGUUUACAUUAUUCUUGACUACUCCCAGGCCAUGAUGGAGCAGGACCUCAAGCCCACACGCCAGAUAUGCACACUCAAGAUUCUGGAAGACUUCAUCAAGGAGUUUCAUGACCAGAACCCCAUCAGCCAGCUGGGCAUCAUCACAACACAGAACAAGGUUGCCAAGAGGAACAGUGAUCUCAGUAAUAACCCUCAACGCCACCUUGAUUGCCUCAAGAAAUUGAAAGAUGUGCCGUGUCGAGGAGAGCCAUCACUACAGAAUGCCCUUGAAGUGGCCCUCAGUUCCUUACGGCACCUGCCCCCCCACACAUCAAGAGAAAUCCUGAUCAUCUAUGCGGCCCUAACAACUUGUGACCCUGGGGAGAUUGGUGUUACUUUACAGAAAGUACAAGAUUCCAACAUAAGAGUGUCUGUGGUUGGUUUGGCUGCAGAGCUACAUGUGUGCAAAGACAUAACUAAAACCACAGGUGGGUCUUUCUCUGUCUCAAUCAAUGACCUCCACUUGAAAGAGCUCAUCAAUGAACACCUGGAGCCUCCGCCCGCCUCUACGAAGAUGGAUCACACCCUCAUCAAGGUUGGCUUCCCUCACCAGAUUAAUGCUGAUGCCAAACCAGCCCUCUGCAUGUGUCAUCUGGAUGACCUUCCUCCACUCAACACCCAUGGUUACUACUGCCCACAAUGCACUGCCAAGUACUGUGACUUGCCAGCAGAGUGUCGGGUGUGUGGCCUCAUGCUGGUCACUGCACCUCACCUUGCACGUUCCUACAGACAUCUCUUUCCACUGAAGCAUUUUAGCGAAAUACCAGCCAAAGAGAAUUCUGCCAAGGAGUGCUACGGCUGUCAGAAAACCUUCACUGAAACAGCUGCUGAUAAAAAUGUGUAUGUGUGCAGGACAUGCCAGCAAGUGUUCUGCUUCAACUGUGACAUCUUCCUGCAUGAGACUGUUCAUUCAUGUCCUGGCUGUGCCUCCAACCCAACCAUAUCACAGUACACCAACACCUGAGUAUGACACUAAUUUAUGCAAUCAAUCAGGUCUUGGGUGCAUACACUGGGGAGCAGAUUGCCUCACCCACCCUAUGUCAUACCCUGCCUAUGAGAAAGUCCCUUAAAGGCCUCUUUCCCACACCAACUACCUCCCAGAGGAUCCAUCUUCUUGCUUCAGCCACAAGUUCUGUGAGCACCCCCUUGGCUGCUCUGAGAGUCUGCCAUGUACACUAUACACUGCUCAUUGUGCUCAGUCCAAAAUCCUCUGCCCAUCCAUAUACUAUGACACAAGGCUGUUUGGAUAUCAUUCACCUGAAGGGCUCAACCAGUAGGUCAGAGCUCAUUUGCAUUGAAAUGACCAUUUACAUCCUCAGUGAAACUCCUGACAUGUACCUCUCCUUGUCUCUCCUCAGGAGAGCUCCAAUCCUAGGUGAUAGUAAAAAUAAUUAGGUUAUUUUCUCUGCAGCCCAUACUUAUUUUUUUUUAAGGUUUCUUUACCUCAUCCAUGGUUACACUGGGAACUUCAAAGUUCAGCAACUCAUUCUACUUCUGCCCACCUUGAUCACUACAAUUAGGUGUAGAAUUCCUCACAACCCUAACUACUUCCUCCACAUUAUUCAUGGUGGCACCUUGCAGCUCUGGUCGUGAUCUUCCCCAUCCUGGUUGUGGCAGUCAGUUCUUUACAAUAACUCUGCCACAUACUGUGGAGUGUGUACCACACAGUGGGGUACAGGUCUCUGUAGGGGAGGGGGCAAAGUAAGGGAGGAUGUGAGACGGCGGGUCACGCUGUCCCAUUGGCCUCCUUUUUGUCACAUAGACAUGGGGAGGGACCCAACAAGAGAUCACACAACCCUAUAUUUUGGCUGAAAUAAGCCAGCUAAGCAUUCCUAAAAUUGCCAGGUGGUUGCUAGUAAAUUCCUCCAAGACUGUGAGUCCAAGUAGAAAAAGGUUGAUUGAUGCCAGGGUAGGAGACAGCUUGAAAUCCAAUGCCAGCAUCAGAUUUGGAGCUGUCCAUGAAUACUGGUAUUGAUGUUGCAUGGCUGGCAGAGCAUGAAAGAAAAACCUGCCAGGCAGUUCCCUCCAAAACAGCAGCCUUACUGAAGGGGAAGCAACUGCAGCAUUCUUUCCGAAAAUUCCCAGGGGGUGAUUUGAGGCAGCUGUACUACAGCUAUUGGGAAAUCUGGCAGAGAAAGGUCCCCAACAACACUAUGAGCACAUAAGCUAAUGGGACAUGUUGGCACGAGGAAGAAUUUGUUUUGAAUGUUUGUUGAAUUCUUCAGCAGUCCUGACUGUAAGAAUAUUAGUGUUUCUUAUUCCCUUUUUUUUUCUCAAGAUUAAGCCUACUUUCCAUUUUACCAAUCAGUGGUCAUUGGAUUUAAGCUUAAUUAGCAUUGUUAAAGCAUGGCCAGUUGCUCCGCUGUUGUUGUUGUUGUUGUUGUUGGGGACUGGGUGUCCUGAGGGGAGCACUGGUUGAAUAUGGAAUCUAUUUUGGCAUAGGAUGCUUAACAUGUUGAUCUUUGUAAAUUUUAAAUAACUUCCUAUUGUACAGAUGUAUGUGUGUGUGUGUGUGUGUGUGUGUGUGUGGGGGGGGGAUAGUAUUAUGGAAUUAUGUGUAUGUUUGUUCGGAUGAUGAAAGCACAACAGUUCUGAACCACCUAUUUUCCAAAAAUAAUUGUGCUCAAACAGGUGAAGGUGUAUUGACAUCAGGUGUGGGAAAAGGAGUAAAUAAAUGGAUUUUUGUACUCAUUCCAUUGCCUCUCCAGGUGUUACUCUACUGAAAUCUAUACCCAUGAUUAGUGGUUACUCUCCAGUCAAAAUGUGUGGCAUCAUUCCAAACACAUGUUUAUAAAAUUCAAAAGUAUGUUUUUUUUCCCAUUGUUAGUGGGUGACUUACAUGAAUACUACUACUUUAUAGUGUCACUACUUCUGCUGCUGCAACCACUACUUCUACUUUUGGGGGGGUUAAAAUUCAUUCCACAACAGCACAUGUUGUAGCCUUUGGGGGUUGGCUUUUACACGAGAUUGACCUCAACACGAGUGCAUAUUGUAAAAUUUUAGGUGACUGGCUUAACAAGAGUGGGGAGGUGGUGGCUGAGCGGUCAGCGUGCAGGCAUGAUGAGUCCGUAGACCUAGGUUUGAAUCCCACCAAAACAUGCUGAUUUUUUAACCAUCAUUGAGUGGUGAAAGAUUACCCACAUGCUGCACGGAUCUUCAAUCAACUCUUUAACUUCAGCGACUUCAUUCAAGUGGAAUACUGGUAGACAGCAUGGACCAAGCAAGAGGCAUACAUCACAGCAGCCACUAUAAGUAAAACUCGCUUGUGCCACUAAUGCACUGGGGUCGCCAAAGAGGCCCCUUAAGACAGUCUACUGGCCUUGUAAAUAAAUAAAAAUAAAAUAUGGUAAAUAUUAGAUUAUUGGCUUUAACAUACGUACAUAUGGUAGAAUAUGAGGUGACUGCAGGCCUACAACACUAACAACUAGAAUAAUUCAGGAUACAAAGAGCCAACACUCUUGAAAUAGCUAUUAUUGAUGACGGAAGUCUCUACAUUAUGAGACAUGUUGAGGGGAUACUGAAGAUCAAUAAACCCUGUUCUCCUAGGCUGACACCUUCUCCAGUCACAGAUUUCUAGGAAAAUAAAUAAGUGGUAGAGCCUGGACUAUCUCCUGCUCCAGGGACCAGUUGUUACAGAUACAGCAAAAUAUAAGGUACAUGCACGGUCAUAUGUGUAUAUCAUGUAUGUCUACAUGUAGUGACGAUGCACGAACAAUCUGAUUAAGCAAUAUGAAUAAAAUGUACAUCUUA